Molecule: messenger RNA, 2021 nt
Organism: Gadus morhua (Atlantic cod)
Lineage: Eukaryota; Metazoa; Chordata; Actinopteri; Gadiformes; Gadidae
Product: zinc finger protein 862-like
Exons: 9
Coding region: 7-1788 (593 amino acids)
Molecular function (GO): protein dimerization activity
Source: RefSeq, a predicted model, not a curated record
UCAGUAAUGGAAUCAUUUGACCCAAUAAUUGUGUUGGAGCAUGAGGCCAUAAUUGGUGGUUUCAAGUGCCUUUACUGGCUUGUAAAAAACGAAAUAGCCCACCAAACCAACUACCCCAAGCUUCUGAGCCUGGCAGAGCUUUUAGGGUGUGAUUAUUUUAAAAAAUUAAAGAUUGACAAGAGUAAUAAUUAUAGGUCUCAUCGUAUAAUUGAUGAGAUGCUGGAGAUCCUAGCAGAGGUCCUGGAGGAACCUAUUCUCAUGGACAUCAGGUCAUCACGGGCGAUUAGCCUGGAGAUAGAUGAGAGCACUGAUGUCUCUGUGUCCAGGCAACUGGUUUUGCACAUCAGGUACUUGGAUAAAGAGGGACAGGUGUACAAUCAGUUCCUGGAUCUGGUAUCCGUCAUUGACGGCAAAGCGGACACCAUUGUUUCCGCUGUCAAAACAGUCCUUCUCAAAAAGGGCAUCCCGACUGAGAAGCUAUAUGGACUCGGGACUGAUGGGGCAGCUGUCAUGACAGGGCGUUUGAAUGGUGUUGCAAAGCAGCUUGAAGACAGCUUUCCCAAACUUUUGGCUGUGGCUUGUGCUGCCCACAAACUGGCCCUUGCUUGCAAGGAUGCUUCAAAUAGUGUCCCAUACAUGGCUACAUUUAGGGACCACUUGCAGGAUCUAUACCUGUUUUUUAGAAAUAGUGCCAAUCGGACCGCCACUCUCAAGGCUGCAUCCCUUAUCCUGGGUGUCACUGACCUGAAGGUUAAGGAAGUGAAGGACACGCGAUGGCUUUCACAGCAUAAAGCCAUACAGAUGCUACAGAGGAACCUGGCUGCUGUCCUUGGGGCCUUGGCGGAGGAGGCAGAGAUAAGGAAGUGUCCCACAGCCAAGGGGCUGUACACUUUCUGUGGGACUUACAGAUUUGUGGCCUCUGUAUAUCUACAGGCAGAUGUUUUGCCCCACCUAGCCUGUCUCUCAAAAGUGUUCAAGAAAGCACAUGUAAAUUUUUUACACAUCAAAGAGCAGGUUCCCGUCACCAUCCAGACCCUCCUGGAUAUAAGAGAGGCUGGGCAGACUCCGAUCCCAGGAUCGUUCCUGUCUCGCUUGCACGAGGACCUAGAGGAUCCUGACAAGCUUGGACCCUUCAAAAUCAAGCGUGAGGCUGAGAGGGGCAGGAGGGGGGAAGAUGUCCAGGACCAGUCGAGGGAGGCACAGUGGUGCAGAUUCGAGCAACAGGUCAUUCAACCCUACAUUACUGGCCUGGAGACUGAACUGAAAAGGAGGUUCCAGGAGCUGAACAUCCUAGGAGCCUUCAAUGUCCUUACACCUCAGUCGGCUGCCCUCCCUGACAAUAUGUCCAUUGCACAGCUCCAGACUCUGGCAAAAAAAUUCUGUCCAGACCAAGAGAAGGUGCUCCUCAAAGAGUGGUUUUCUUUCAAAAACCAUACCAUUACAGGGUCAUUACAGAACAAGAGCCAGGAGGAGCUCCUGACUCUGCUGGCGAGUGAGUAUGAUGAGUGGUUAGACCUCUACCCCUGCCUCAGUCUCCUUGCCAGCAUUGCCCUGAUUGUCCCAGUCUCAUCUGUGAAAUGCGAGCGGGAUUUCUCAGCUAUGAAUAGGAUAAAAACAGACCUCAUGAACAGGCUUCAAGGGGAACACCUGGCAGCCUGCUUAAGAAUCUCCAUAAAUGGGCCAAAACCGAAUAAGGUCCCUUAUGAUCGGGCACUUGAGUUCUUUUUCAGGAACCCACGUAGAAUUAGGUGUUCUGAUGUGGCAUGCAAGCUUUGCACAUUCGGCUAAUGCAGUUUCAUUAUUUUAGUUAGUUGCCUUGUUGUACCUAGUAGUAUAUUGUAUUUUCCGCACUAUAAGGCGCACCGGAGUAUAAGCCGCAGCAGCUAAAUUGAAUGAUGUGUACAUAUAUAAGCCGCACUGGACUAUAAGCCAAGGGUGUUUUAAUGUUUAAUUACCAUUAGGGCUGGAAGGGCCAGAAAAAAACACCAUAAAAAACAACAUUAAUAAUCCCUAUAUAAUCC